Molecule: messenger RNA, 1230 nt
Organism: Opisthorchis viverrini
Lineage: Eukaryota; Metazoa; Platyhelminthes; Trematoda; Opisthorchiida; Opisthorchiidae
Exons: 7
Coding region: 1-1230 (409 amino acids)
Biological process (GO): proteolysis
Molecular function (GO): aspartic-type endopeptidase activity
Source: RefSeq, a predicted model, not a curated record
AUGUCUCCAUUCUUUGUCGUAUUUCACUCUCCACUUGACUUGGAGGUUGACAUUUCAUCAAAGGAAUAUCCUUUGGAUUCUCUGCAUCUGCUCAAGUUUUGUAGAAAUAUUCCUGGUACCACUUACCUUGGAGUUCCGCUCAAACCAUUGCGAAGUACGAGGCGGACAGUGCAAGAUGCUCAAAGUGCCUUGGACCGAGUGAGAACCAAAUGGACAAGACGUCUGUCAAACGAGCCUUUCCCGGAAAAAUUGGAUAAUUACAUGGACUCUCAAUACUACGGAGAAAUUACAAUCGGUACCCCUCCGCAACCAUUCAAAGUCGUCUUUGAUACGGGUUCGUCUAAUUUGUGGGUUCCGUCCAAAAGAUGUAGCUUUUGGAACGAAGCCUGCAGAACUCACCAAAAAUACGACAGUGAGAGAUCCUCAACCUACAGAGCCAAUGGACAACCGUUUUCAAUUCAGUAUGGUACGGGAUCAGUGUCCGGAGUUUUGAGUACGGAUGUGGUGACGGUUUCUUCCGCAAAGGUUCAAGAUCAAACUUUUGGUGAGGCUAUUAACGAGCCGGGCUCGGUGUUUGUGGCGGCCAAGUUUGAUGGCAUCCUUGGCUUGGCAUUUCAGUCAAUAGCGGUUGAUAAUGUUGUUCCAGUAUUCGAUAACAUGAUUUCCCAAGGUUUGGUUGACAAGCAAUUGUUUUCUGUUUGGCUGGAUUGCGGCGACGUCCAAGACAUUGGUGGAGAAAUCAUGUUUGGAGGAGUAGAUAAGGGACGUUACACGGGCGACAUGUUCUUUGUUCCAUUGAGUGCGGAAACAUACUGGCAGAUUGACAUGGCCGGCAUUCAAUUAACUAGUCUGACCCUGUGUGCCCAGGGCUGUCAGGCCAUUGUCGAUACAGGAACGUCAUUGAUUGUCGGCCCCACUGAUGAUGUCAAGCAACUCAACGACGCAAUUGGAGCUGUUCCAAUAGAGGGCGGACUGAACUUGCUAGACUGUCUACAAAUACAUACGUUGCCACCAAUAGAGUUCUCAAUCAAUGGAGAAAAACUGACUUUGCAAGCGACAGAUUAUGUGCGUGAGAUGUCAUACUGGGGUCGGACUGUCUGUACCAGUGGAUUCAGUGGCAUGGAGGUUCCUGGUGUGCCCAUGUGGAUUCUGGGGGACGUGUUUAUUGGCGCAUAUUAUACGGUUUUUGAUAAGGAACAAAGUCGUGUUGGCUUUGCAAGGUCCACUUAG